GCGACUCGUCAUUAGAUACAGAACAAGCUAACGAAUAGACCACUGAGUGAUCGUCGUUCCCCGGCUGCAAUACCACCUCGAAGCAAUACCAACAAAGCUUAAUUUUGUUGUUGGACUGAAAACGACAGUUGUAUACAGCAAAAGGCAGGAUCAUAUUGAGGAAAGGAGACAUGUCCCAGGACAAGCAUGGUUACCCUAUAAUGGGGGAGGACAAACAACUUCACAAUAAUGUCUAUGGCCCACCCCAACCUGAUGGCUUUGGGAUACCUCCACCCAACUACAUGCAGGCUCCAGGCGGGCCCCCUUACCCAGCACCAGGACCAUAUGGCCAGCCGGGUUAUGCCCAGGGAGCACCAGCUUUCCCUCCUGGACCAUACCCUCAGAUGCCCUUUCCACAAAUGCCAUACCCUCAAGGUCCAUACCCUCAGGGGCCAUACCCUCAGGGGCCAUACCCACAAGGCCCCUAUCAGCAGGGGCCUGGUCAGUCUGGCUUCGGUGGGGACCAUGCUGAUCCUAUGGACAGUCCAGGUUAUCAUGGUGGAGAUGGGCCCCCUUCUUACUAUGACAACGAUGGGUUUGCUAACUCUGGCUGGGAGGACAAAACUAUUCGGCAAGCCUUCAUCAGAAAGGUGUUCAUGGUCUUAACCGUACAGCUGACGGUGACGUUUUCCUUUGUUGCUCUCUUCACCUUUUCGAACGAUGUCAAACUGUUUGUGAGACAAAAUCGGUGGACGUAUUAUGUAUCCUACGCCGUCUUCUUUGUGGCCCUUAUUGUGCUCAGCUGCUGUGGAGAAUUUCGCCGCAAACACCCUUGGAACCUGGUAGCACUGUCCAUUCUGACUCUUAGCCUGUCCUACAUGGUGGGGAUGAUCGCCAGCUUCUAUGAUACAGACACGGUCAUCAUGGCUGUAGGCAUCACUGCAGUGGUGUGUUUCACUGUGGUGCUUUUCUCCUUGCAGAGCAAAUAUGACUUCACUUCCUGCCGGGGUGUGCUCUUCGUGUGCCUCAUUGUGCUCCUCCUCUUCUCAAUCCUCUGCAUCUUCAUCCGUCACAAGAUCCUGCACAUCGUCUAUGCCUCUCUGGGAGCUCUGCUCUUUACCUGUUUCUUGGCUGUUGACACUCAGCUUCUUCUAGGCAACAAGAAGCUGGCCUUAAGCCCAGAGGAGUACAUCUUUGCUGCGCUAAACCUCUACACUGACAUCGUCAACAUCUUCAUGUACCUCCUGGCUAUAGUGGGCCGCUCCCGGGAGUGAGGGCUCUCACUGGUAGCACAGGAAGGAGGUGCACUCAACUACUUCCGGAAUGAUACCGUUGCACUUUUCUUGUCAUAUUCCAUGUCACUCCACUACCCUUUACACCUCUUUUCUCAACAUUUCCCCUGUUUAGCCGAUGUACAGGGUGGUCAGACCAGUAGCUCUAUGCAUCCAGCAGGCCUGGCAUGGAAAGCAGCAAGGAGGUUAUAUAUUUUAACAAAGUAAAGACCCAUUUAAAGUCCUUUACAUUGUACACUAUGUCCUCUGCUUGCCCAGCCCCUCCUGUUGAAACAGCUUCAUUGUGUUUGAAAAUGGUACAGUGUAGUAUGAUUCACCAGUCACAUUCAAACUGCAUGAGCAGAAACCUUCUUGAUCUUACCUCUGUGAGCUUGGCACUCUAUUGUUUAACACAGCAGCAACAAAGAGAGGGCAUUGACUGAGAGGACAGUGAUAUGUGGUGUAGAGAAGCAAAGGAUCAGAUUGGGAGGUCUAAUCACUCCUUACCUCCUCUCUAUUCAUCCCACCAGUGCUUUUACUGGUACUCUGCAUGGUAAACUAAAACAGCAAGAAUGGCAGAAUUAACAGAUCAGAGAUACCUCUCCAAGUAAUCUUAUGUAGCUGUAAAUAGUCAUGAAGAUUAGCCACUUCCCUUAGUUUAAGGCAUAUCUAUAAGAAUAGCUGUGGUGUUACAUGGAGAAUACAUGUGACAUCACCACUUUGGAAGCAAAGAUCAAAUAGCUACUGUUGGGAAGAGGUUGAAUUGACUUAAAACAACACUAUCUAGAUGCCAACAUAAAGCCUGUGUAUAUAUUUAAAGGUAUAUAUGUUGGUGAGACAUUGGAGAGGGUUGUUUUUCCCUUGAAUGAAGGAAAGUAUGGUUGUGGAGUGUGCUUUUUGUAUAGUUCCCUAGGUCAGUAUUGAAAAUUCCAUGAAAAUCGAUUGAUAAAAUGUUCACCCUCAUUCUCUUUGUCUCCCUUGUUUUAUUUGUGAACUUUGUUGCAUAUUUAUGUAGUGUUUUUUCCUUCAUUUUGCCUAAUGUGAAAUGUUUGUACACUAGAUUUGUUUGAAUACUAGAUUAUUUUUUUCCUCUGACAGUAUUGUAAAAAAUAACUCUUAACUGCGUAUCAUUAAUAAGCAGAAAGAAUAUAGUUUUGCUUCUGUGCUACAUUAUUUAUUUACACUUUACUGUAGUAUGCAAUGUUAAAUGGGAGAAGGACUAAACCGCAUGGUUGAUUUUCAGUGUGCUGAGGUUUGCUGAACUACACCCGAGUACUUCAGUUCAUGCGAAAUAGAUCUCACUCCUGGGGCUCCACUCUGAUGAGCUUUUUUGCACUGGCCAAUGUGAUUUAUUAGGGGUUCAAUUUCCGAGUGGCUGAUUUAUGAUCCAUUCUUUCGCCUUCAUUAUCAUAGCAGAAUUAUCAUGUAAUCAUACAAAAGCACAUCCUGACAUUAACUAGUGCAACCACACAUCUCCACUGAUGAUGGCUUUGCAGUCUGUUUUAUCAUUGGAGCCUCACACUGUGUUCUAAUCCUACUUUCUUACAAAAAAGUAUUAUAAUAAUCUGUAAGGGGAGACUGGAAAACCUCAGCAAACUGAAAACGGGAACAAAUAUGAAAAGGACACAUGUAAAUCUUUUGUAAAUUAAACUUGUACACAGUUAUGUGCUUGGUAAGUGGCUGAUUUUUGGCUUGAGAGUGAUUUAACAAAAUGUCCUUAUCUCUAGCCAUUCAAUCCUAUUUAGUGUCAAUCUGCAGUUGCAUGCUCCUCCUUUAAUUUGCAUGUGGAAGCAUCACACUGGACUAGCUGUUAAAAAGAAAUAUGUCUGAAGAUCAUACUUAAUUUUACUAAUGUUGCGGAGCUCUAUUAAUUUGAUUAAAAUGUGUAAUUAACUCCUGUUUAACUAUGGUGGAUUAAGCUGUGUACAGUACAUGUUGGCUGUAUGGUCUUCUUUGCACUGUAAAUUUGCAUCAAAAUGAAGCUGGAUUGCAUUUCUCAACAACUGUUGCUUUUCACUAAAAGGGAUACAUUAAAAAAAGAAAAAUAAAAA
Molecule: messenger RNA, 3301 nt
Organism: Electrophorus electricus (electric eel)
Lineage: Eukaryota; Metazoa; Chordata; Actinopteri; Gymnotiformes; Gymnotidae
Gene: grinaa
Product: glutamate receptor, ionotropic, N-methyl D-aspartate-associated protein 1a (glutamate binding)
Biological process (GO): negative regulation of apoptotic signaling pathway
Cellular component (GO): endoplasmic reticulum; Golgi apparatus; membrane
Source: RefSeq, a predicted model, not a curated record